This is a messenger RNA of Pichia membranifaciens NRRL Y-2026, 465 nucleotides long. RefSeq lists its product as hypothetical. The record is from RefSeq and is a predicted model, not a curated record. The transcript has a single exon. NCBI's taxonomy places the organism in Eukaryota, Fungi, Ascomycota, Pichiomycetes, Pichiales, Pichiaceae. Bases 1 to 465 code for a protein of 154 amino acids.
AUGUCGAACUUAGCAAACAAGCGUGUGCUGAAGGAGCUCAAGGAUUUUGUGUCGAACAACAGUGCCACCAACGGGCCGUUGAAACUCGUCUCCUCACAGGACAAGGUGGACUGCAUCCUCAUCGAAAUGAGGAUAACCUCAAACCCGCUCUACGAUCCAAACACACCCUUCACCCUCAGCUACCAGAUCGGAGACGACUAUCCCUUUUCUCCUCCACAGAUCGUCUUUGUCGGAAGCAACAUCCCUGUUCACCCGCACAUUUACUCGAACGGCCACAUCUGUCUUAAUAUCUUGUACGACGGCUGGACCCCUGUCCAAUCGAUCUCCUCAAUCGUUCUCUCGCUACAGAGCAUGUUGCUGAACAACCGCGUGCUGGAGAAGCCCCAUGACGACGAGAACCACUGCAAAUAUGGACCCUCAAACCCGCUUCUAUCCAAGUGGGUCUUCCACGACGACACGGUGUGA